This is a messenger RNA of Dentiscutata heterogama, 637 nucleotides long. The record is from the annotation of a GenBank genome assembly. Lineage: Eukaryota; Fungi; Glomeromycota; Glomeromycetes; Diversisporales; Gigasporaceae.
AUGUCACGAGAAAAUGUACGAACUUACCUUGGUACUGGUUUUUUUUUCAAAACCUCAAAUUUCCUUGUUUCUAUAAUUGGUUUUUUGUCUCAGUUUCUUCUUUAUACAUAUGGUGCCAUGUUCACACUUAGAAAUAGGUUUAAGAAAAGUAUACCGCAACAGUCCUAUGAUUCUGAACAGGAUACAGAUUUGAACCUUGGUCAAGAAUUUGAUGAUUUAAUUUAUGAUAAUUCAGAGGAUAUAUCUAUGUGUAAUGAAAAUAGAUUUAAUACUGAUAUUGAUUGUUGUUCAAAUUAUGAAAGUGAACUGAUCUCAACUAACAUAGAUGACUUACCGAAGAUAUUUGAUGGAACAAAAUCCGAUUUUAAUUGGAAUUACGAAUGCUCAUUUGAACCUUUUAAUAAUUUUACAAAUCUUGCAAUGUUUAUAUGGGUCACCAAGUACAUGACUUAUUCUAUACAAGUCUAUUACUUUUCUUUAAUAGAGCACCUUCAACGAAUAUUAAAAAAUCCAUCCCUUAGCUCCCAAUUAUAUUUUGAACCUGGCAUUUUUUCGAAAUCAUGUGAAGAAUUAUGGGAAGGCAAUCUCUGGGCUGAAUCUCCUUUUUUUGGCCAACCAAAUUUAUCAACAGCACAAG